Molecule: messenger RNA, 2269 nt
Organism: Rubroshorea leprosula
Lineage: Eukaryota; Viridiplantae; Streptophyta; Magnoliopsida; Malvales; Dipterocarpaceae
Source: the annotation of a GenBank genome assembly
AUGCCUCUUCAUUUCGUUUUACUGGUGACUACAUAGACAAAAGAAAUGUUGACUUUCUUGGAAGAUGUAAAACCAGGAUCAUUGCUAUUGAUGCUGUAUGCCACCCAAGGAUGAAACAAUACAAACUUAAAUACCUUCUACAGGAGAUUAAUAAGGCAUUCUGUCGCUUUUUGGAUCAAUCAAAAAGUUGUCAGCACAGGAAACUGUUUCAGGAAAAUGGACUUAAUGUGCUUAAUCUUGAUCAAGAUGAUAAAGAUCAUGAUUAUAUAUCCAGGACUAAUAUAUUGUUAGAUGAAUCUACCUCCACUUCUCUUGAAAGGAAUGAAGGAAGAUACAUGAACAAAAAUAUUAGAAAUCCUGAUAGUAAUGGCAGUCAGUUUUUUGACCACCAAGAUAGUAUUGGGAUUGCAACUGGAAAUUGGGGCUGUGGUGCUUUUGGAGGAGAUCUUGAAGUAAAGUAAAGACCAUUAUACAGUGGCUUGCCGCUUCACAUGUAUGUGUCAGUACUCCUUUAGGAGGUGUUAAAUCUUAUAGUGCCUGUGGCACAGAAUAGGGACUUUUAGUUUUGUGCUCAUAUUUUGUAUUUUUGUUAGAUAUUUCCAUUAACUGCAGCACAUCCCUUUCAGGCUCUAAGACCUUUCAUUUCAUACUACACAUUCAGUCCUGAGGCAUUGCAAAAUGUGGAUCAGAUCACUCAAUGGAUUCUGUCACACAAAUGGACGGUUGGGUGCCUUUGGAAUAUAUUGGUAGAGUAUUCAAUCCAGAGAUUCAAGGGAGAAACAAACCUGGGUUUUUUUGCUUGGCUCCUUCCUUCCCUGCCUGCCCACGAGGCUGACAGCUUCAUCCAAGCCCCAGGAAGAUAAUUUUUCUGUUUGCAAUUGGUGACAACCUUGUCUUUGGGCUGGCUUUUCUAACACCAUGAAAUGAGAACUGAAAAGGAAGAAUUACCAGAGAGCAAAUUUUAACCCUCUCAGGUCCCAGCAGUGGUGUCUUCCACAGUUCAAAGCUCAAAUCAACCUUUCAUUCCUACCAACCGGUGUAAUGUUAUGGUUAGAUGACCAUCAACGAACACGUUCAUCACUGUAUUGCAUGCUCAUAACUCGAUAUUAUUAUCUACUACAAAUCAUUCAAGGUAUACAUUUGUUUUGUUAAUCUUCACUUAGUUUGCCAUUUCAUAUCUUUGUUGUGUGAUUUUUUUUGCACCAUAGCGUGCAGUUUCAGUAAGUGAAUGUUAGAAGGACAUGAUAAUGGUGCUAAUUAACUUAACCACUCAUUCCAAAAAUUGCAUGUUUUGGAGUGAACUGAACUCUUUUAUGCUUUUAAAACCGCCCUUCAGCUGUAUUGCCUUCAAAAGCUUGAGCAAAGCAGCGAAACUGCCGAAGCAAGGGGGACAGUUACAACAUACAACAUAGCAUUUCCUUUUGCUUUGGCCCUUGAAACUGGGUUUAUUGCGCUGUAGGUUGAUUCUAUUGGGGAUUUGGACUGGACCAAGGUCUCUUUGGGAUCUCUGAGCCAUUUUUCUCAUUCAUAUAAUUUUUUUUUGAGAAUCACGUUUUUCAGGUGAGAUUGCAUAUUAAUUGUAUGUUUAAUUUGAUAGGGACAGGGAUGAAAGUUUUUCUAUUUGAUUAGCAAAAAAUUUAGAAAGGAAGGGAGUUUAUCCAAAUGAGAAAAGCAAAGAGGUGGGAAGGGAAGGGAAGGGCAAGACAAUCGUAUCUUUUUAAUCUCCUCAGCUCUUCUGUGAAAAAUAUAGAUCAGGUAUUAAAAAUAUAGAGUCCCAACAAAAACGACGUAAUUUCUUAAUCCCAGCCCCAGCCCCAUCUCUUCUUCGCCCUUUUUGUAAUCAUCUCCAUCUCCUUUAAGCCCCUUCUGCAGUCAUGUUCAUCAUCUACAAUAUGAACAAAGUGCCAAACAAAUUAUGAGGAUUGUAAUGAAGGAAGCAAAGGGACCACAAUUCCGGAAAUGAUAGGAAUAAGGACCACCCAAAGCUUACUCUAAAAAUAGCAUUUCCCUAAAUUUAUGCAAAGGAAAUCCAGCACCUGCUUUGCUUUAUGCAACAAAUAGAGAAGCAAUAAAAUAGAAACAAACUAACGAAUAAUUGGAUUAAGUAGUAAGCGGCUUGUUCCAACUUAAGCAUGUGUACGCAGCAACCUUCGUUGGUAGACACUCACCAUUUUUAGGGUGCGCGAUGUGGGUCGAUCCGGAUUAGUCGGGGUGAAAUCCCGGAUACUGGAUGGGAAACCAAAAAAAAAAAUAAAAUAGAAACAAGAAU